UAUUUUUAUUGACAUUUCACAAAUUUGUGUAUACAUAACUCUUAAAUAGGUUAUCAUUGAUAUUUUGUGAAAAUGUUUCGUUCGCAUCUCAGAUGGUUUACGAUUUUGCAAUGCAGUCCACAAGGAACAUUAAGGACAUUUUGUUCGCAAAAAACUACAUCCAAGCCUAAAAAGAAAUCCGGCAAUCAAGUCAAAUUAAUUGGAAGAGUCAGAAACGAAGUGUUAUCAUUACCAAAUGGAUUUGAUUCUUUUCAUGUUCGAACAGCCACACAUGGACUUGGUAAAUUGAUUGGGGUGACACAUAAUAUUAAGACCAGCGCUGAAUUAAUUGAAACACCAUUGCCUGCGUUGGCGAACAAUGACUUAGUUUACGUACAUGGUGAAAUUGUUUAUCAAAAUGUUGCCAAUGGAAAGAAAUUUAUAUCGUUGCCGCACAUUUUUGCAACGAAAGUUAUUCGAAUGAAAAAUAAUCACAACAGUGCUGAUGAUCUGGAACAGUUGGUUAAAGAAUCAGUGAAUGAAGUCAAGCUAUUAGGAAUGAUCGGCAGUAAUAUUUAUGACGGCAACGCCACAGCAUUUCACAUUGUUACAAAUUCUGAAAAAACUGAACAAUUGAAUAAAAACUUUAGCAAUGAAUGGCAUCGAGUGUUAAUAUUUGAUGAUAAACUACGUGAAUUUGUAAGAAAUAAUCUCAAAAUAACCGACCGUCUUCUCAUCAACGGCGAAAUAUUUUACAAUAAGGUGAAUUUAGAAAAUGGCGAUCUUUCUCUUCAAGGCAAUAUUUUGCCAAACCGAAUUCAAAAAUUACAAUAUUUUUCAAGAAGCGACGAAAUAAAACCACAAAAUACAGAAGAAACUGAGGCAACCGCACAGCAAUAAAUUUGAUUUAAAUCUUAACAAAUCUAUAGUGUGUACAAUUGUAUUGUAAUUGGAAAUUUGAUGGAUUAAAAAUUCAGACGAUUUUUCAUAGUUUAACAGUAUACCAAAUAAAUGAACAGUAAAAAAUAA
Molecule: messenger RNA, 1008 nt
Organism: Contarinia nasturtii (swede midge)
Lineage: Eukaryota; Metazoa; Arthropoda; Insecta; Diptera; Cecidomyiidae
Exons: 5
Coding region: 73-879 (268 amino acids)
Biological process (GO): mitochondrial DNA replication; positive regulation of helicase activity
Cellular component (GO): mitochondrial nucleoid
Molecular function (GO): single-stranded DNA binding
Source: RefSeq, a predicted model, not a curated record